This is a messenger RNA of Orcinus orca (killer whale), 2678 nucleotides long. Its product is annotated as zinc finger protein 318-like. The record is from RefSeq and is a predicted model, not a curated record. The transcript has a single exon. NCBI's taxonomy places the organism in Eukaryota, Metazoa, Chordata, Mammalia, Artiodactyla, Delphinidae. Bases 659 to 1126 code for a protein of 155 amino acids.
UCCGCGAAAAUGCCCGCGGCGCCGCGGGGACUGGAGCGGGGGAAGUUCCCGCCAGCGCGCAAAGCCGGGGUGGGUUUAACACCCGCGGCGGCUCGCGCGCGCGGGCAGGGAGCGGAGCCGGGCCCGUUUCCGGGGAGCCGGAGGUGGGUGGGGGGCGCGGGCGACCUGGGCCUAGCGAGGGAGCCGACACUCCGAGGAUGGGGAGCGAGCCCAGCGGAUGCUUUCAACUUUCUUUCCAGUCGCUUGUUCUUUGGGGUCUUUUCUAACUACGAAACUCCUUUGCUCGCCGCUAAACUCAAUCAACCUGAGUAAGGCGCGCUGCGUAAUUAAUCCGCAGCCCAGCCACGGCGAUAAAACACCAAUUAAAGAAAACAAACCAAGAGAGAAAACUAAAAACACAAAAACCAUGUUGUGGAGACCGACAACCGUCUGGCCUCGUUAAGUGAAUCAGCGCCACUUCGCCGCAGCUGCCAACGGGGCCGUGUGGGCGCGCUGAACGGCUCCCCGGCCGGGCCCUCGGCCCUCCGGCCCCCUCGCGGCCGAAUCCCAUCCACGCCGGGAAAGCAGAGUCCCGGCCGCGGGCGGCCGUGCAGGGCCUGGGGUCGCCUGGCCGAUCCGGCCCCGGUCUCCGGAGCCUCGCGGCGGCCGAUUCAUCUCGAUGGCUCGCGGGGCGCCUCCCUCCGGCAGGUCUCCGGUCCCGGGCUGCUCGGGGCUCAGAAAGCUGCCCGAGUCCUCCCCAGGCCGGCAGGCCUCCUCUUCUCCACCUCCUCGGUCCCUGGACCGCGGCCGCCCCUGGCGAGGCCGUUCACUGCAGCCCCAAAGCAGGCGGCCACACAACCCUCCGUGUGCGCAAAGCCGCAGGGCCGCGGUCCGCACCGGGGCGGGGCCUGGGGGCGAGCGUGGGAGCGUGUGCGUGUGUUCGUGUGUGUGCGUGGAUGCGGAUGCGCGGGGAACGCCGGGUGGCAGCGGCGGCGGUGGACUCUCCACCCCGGCUACGUACAGUAGCGCGCGGCGGCAGCGGGGGCGCGCGGGCCAAUUCCAGGAGCCCGCGGCCGCGAGCCGCGCCCUGGCUGAUACCGGAAAGGCCUGUGAUUGGCCAGCGGCCGCCCCUAUGCAAACGAGCUGAGGGAAUGGAAUUCCUCGGGCCGGGCUUACAGUAAAAGCACGUUCAUUUCCAGGCACUCUCAUUCAUAGAGCCAGCGGGCGCAGGCAGGACGGGCGCCCCGCGGCCUGACCCAGCCAGGGCACCACGCUGCCCGGCCCUGCGCCGGCAGGCACCUCUUCCCGGGGCUCCUGGGGACACGAGAAGAAAGUCAGUCUUUGCCGUUUCUCCUUGACCCGCGUCGGAGCUUCGAUUUUUAUUUUUCUUCUUUCUUUCUUACUUUUGAAUGAACUGGUUUCUUGGCUGGAUGGUUCAACUUCUUUCCUGGGUGUGAACUUUCACCCGGUUGUUUCCUUUGGCAACUGCUGGAGAAAGUGCGCUGUGCUUCGAGGCGAGUGGUGAAGUUGCGUGUGCGUGGCAGUGUGUGCGUGCUUGUGUAACUCGAGCCGCCCCGUCUGUUUCGAUCUGCGCUGCGGAGCCUCCUCACAAGGCCCGCUCCACCUGCUGCGGUUACGCUGUGAUCGUGGGUAUUGGCGCGUCUGAGUAGUUAACCGGCCGACGCUGGGGCGACGUUGGAGGAAGAUCGUCUCGCUACUGCCCAAGUCGGGGCUGACUCACCGCAGUCGAUGCAGACAGCGGCUGGCUUCCGAAGAGUGCGUGCCUGCGUGCGUGUGACUCGGCUGCUGUUCACCUCCCACCAAACCACAGGACCAGCCGCAAACUUGACCAACAUCCCCAAACCCGAGUUCUCAGAUGUGGAGAGCUGAACUCUAGGUGUCAUUGACUUGGACUUUUUUUUUUUUUAAGAUUAGCUUUUCUUUGAAAAGCUGAAUUUUCUGAACUGAGCAUUUUGCUAGAAUUUAUUGAGAACAUGACAAGUACUUCUCGCCCAGCCCUUCUCCAACUACUGAAGCUGAGUUUCAAGGCUACUUAAAAAGAAAAAAAAAAAAAAAAAACCUGCAGCGAACAUUAAUGGAUUUCUGUUGUGUUUAAAUUCUCUACAGAUUGUAUUGUAAAUAUGUUAUGAAGUAGAGCAUAUGUAUAUAUUUAUAUAUAUAUAUGUGCACAUACAUUAGAAGCAGGACCUUUGGAAGUCUCAGCUCUUGCUUUUGAGGACCGAAGCCAGUGUUGCAUGAUAAAAAGUGGCGCCGUAUUUGGAAGACACUCCUCGUGUAUUUUCUGUUGUGUUGGACUUUAGACAAAACUCACCUGGGAAAAAUCUGACAGGCAAUUGACUACUGGAACUUCCAAAUUAUGUAUUUGCUGGUCCUUUUGCUCUCCGCAUAAAUAUUUUAGGAAGUGUAUGGGAAUUUUGCCUCUGGGAACUUUGGUAACAGCCAAAGACUGAACUUAAAACUCUCAAAGCAAGACUCAGAAGACGAUAGUCUCCCUUGGCACUUGACUUUGGAUUCUGGUCGCCCACUUUUUAAAGCACUGAGCGGUCGGUUGCUAAAGAGUCCUGCGUGGGUCUGAGGCCGAUCGGCAAAACUAGAAUUUUCCCCCUCCUGGACUCUUAGUAACUUAGUCUGCCCUCUUCCCCAGCCACCCCACAGCAAUAAAGCUCCCUGAACUUGUA